Messenger RNA from Scomber japonicus (chub mackerel), 1881 nucleotides. It is a transcript of the gene dnaaf1, whose product is annotated as dynein axonemal assembly factor 1. The transcript has 2 exons. The coding region runs from base 1 to 1881 and encodes 626 amino acids. Gene Ontology annotation, molecular function: protein binding. NCBI's taxonomy places the organism in Eukaryota, Metazoa, Chordata, Actinopteri, Scombriformes, Scombridae. The record is from RefSeq and is a predicted model, not a curated record.
AUGUCCUCUGCAGGAGUCACUGAAACUGUGGGAGAUAAAGAGGAGACAGCGGCACAAAUGGAAAGUGGAGACGCCGAAAAAACGUCUAACGUUAACGUUACCAAAGUGGAUGCCAUGAUAUGGGAUGGAGCUCAAGUAAACACGGAAAACGACAAAAAUCUGCAAAGCCCACACCAACAGAAAAGUGAAAAACUAACAGGGCCACGAAUGACCAAGAAAUUUUUGAAGGACCAUUGUAAGCAGCACAAACUUUACAUAACACCUUGCCUGAAUGACACUUUGUAUUUGCAUUUCAAAGGUUUCUCCACCAUUGAGAAUUUAGAGGAGUACACAGGACUGAAGUGUCUCUGGCUGGAAAGCAAUGGGCUGCAACGCAUUGAAAACCUGAAUGCCCAGACUGAUCUGCGUUGCUUGUUCCUUCAGCAGAACCUCAUAUACAAGAUGGAAAACCUUGAGCCUCUGCAAAAGCUCUGCACCCUGAACGUCUCCAACAACUACAUACACACCAUAGAGAAUAUAUCCUGUCUUCCUGACCUGAGCACUCUACAGAUUGCCCAUAACAAGCUGAAGACAGCUGAGGACAUAAAGCACCUGAGUCUAUGUCUGUCCAUCAGUGUGCUGGAUAUGUCUCACAACUUAUUAAAUUGCCCUGAGAUUCUUCCUGUACUCGAGGCCAUGCCAGAACUUCGAGUCCUAAAUCUAAUGGGAAAUGAUGUGCGGAAAAAAAUCCCCAACUACAGGAAGACCAUGAUUGUGCGCCUCAAGCAACUCACCUUCCUCGAUGAUCGCCCUGUGUUCCCUAAAGACAGGGCAUGUGCAGAGGCAUGGGCACUAGGAGGGCUUGAAGCAGAGCAAAAAGAGAGGGAGCAAUGGGAAACACGAGAGAGGAGGAAAAUCCAGGACAGCUUGGAUGGCAUUGCAAUGAUUCGGAAGAAAGCCCUGGAGAGACGCCGCCUAAGAGAGCUACAGGAGAAAGGUGAGCAUAGUUUUCCCACUCACAUGCACACAGAUGUAAAAUUUGCAGUUUUAAACAGUGAACCACAAGAAGAGAAGAUCCAAGCUUUUGUGCAGGACUCCCUGGACGCCCAUAAGGAGUUCUUAGAGAGUCAGACAAUGCAGGGGCCCAAUGAACAGAAGCCAAACAAUGAAUAUGUAGAAGCAGAGCAGCUGGGUGAAGGGGUAGACAAAGAUGACAAACAGAUAAAAGAGUCAGUGAGAGAAGAGAAAAAGGCAGUGAAUCCAGAGCAGACAGCACGACAGGAAGAAAACACAGCAGGAGAGAUGUUAGAGAAAGAGCAAAAUGAAGAUCAACAAAACCAGUCAUGUAGAAUCCAGCUUGAGUACAAUGAAGCACAGAGAACGCAGGCAAGCACAGUGGAGCUAAAGAAUGAGCAGUGUGAGAAGAAACAGCAUCCUCUGGUCAGUGCAGCUCCUCCUGAAGCAAAUGAAGUUGUAAAAGCACAUGUUCCUGGGCCACUGGUGACUGAACUGGGGGAUGCAGAGCAGCUGGAAACUAUUCACCUUCCACCACCUUCCUCACUGUUUAUUGAUGAUCUGCCUGAUUUGGAUGAUGUGGACACAGAUGACUUCACUGCACUGAUUUCUUCUCAUCAAGCACACAAACCGAAAAUAGAGGUUAUAUCAGUCGGCAGUGAUGAGGAUGAGUCAACUGGUGAUCAGAGUGACAGCAUCUCUUUUUCUGGUCCAUACAAAAAUUCAGUGUUCUUGAGGAGUGCCUGCAACAAAUCAAAUGCCAAUGAUUCAUCUUUGGUGUACCCAGAGCAUGGGGACGCCCUUGAGCCACAGAAUUUUGAACCUCUGGCAAAGUUGAAAACAAACCAAAUAUCUCCACCACACUGCCUGAUUGAGGAGUUGGACUGA